Molecule: messenger RNA, 1285 nt
Organism: Daldinia caldariorum
Lineage: Eukaryota; Fungi; Ascomycota; Sordariomycetes; Xylariales; Hypoxylaceae
Exons: 2
Coding region: 318-1238 (306 amino acids)
Source: RefSeq, a predicted model, not a curated record
UGCAGUUCCUCAUUGGUUCUUGUCAAUGUUGGGCUACCGCAAGUGGCUAAUUCUUGGGUAGCGAAACUCGGCGCCGGGAUCGCGGCUUGUACAUACAUACAUAGUAUAGAAAAAUAUCGAUCGAUUCAGCCUCGGAAGCCUUGUGUAGCCAGCCUUAUUUCCAAAAUAGAUCUCAAGUCUUGACUCAUCUGCUCCUAAGAAAUAUCGGUGUGAGACUUAUAGUUGUGUUAUACCUGCCCACAACUUACGCAGAAUACAUUGAAUACAUUGGUUGCCUGCAUAAGAGGUACCUAACCUACCUAGAAAUCCCUUUCAUCAUGGCGAGAAUGGCACUCUCCAGCUCCCCCUUCGCGGGGCUCAGACUACCCGGCGCGGUGGGCAGCAGCAGCACUCCGGUCAAAGUGCUCCUGGCCCUCGCGCCCAUCGCUAUCCCCGCCGCUUACAUGAUCUACCUGCAGCGCUCGCUGGCGCGCCACACCGCCGCUUCGGCCGCCAUCUGCCCGCCCGACUCGCUGGCCGACCCCACCUCCACCACCUCCUCCGCAGCCGAGCCCCUCAGCGACAGGGACAUCUUCCCGUCGGACGUGCGGCACCACCCGGACCGGUACGUCGUCGCGCGCGAGCGCGUCACCUCCCACCUGGUCCCCGUCGCGUCGCUGCGGCCCGAGUUCAUCUCCAAGAAGGGCAACCUGAGCGGGCUGCUGGACUCGUACCUCGCCGCGACGAUGACGGCGUUCGCGGGCACCGCGCAGGCGUACUUCCUCAAGCGCGUGGGAGCCGCGCUCGAGGACACGCAGCGGGCGGAGGAGUUCGCCAAGACGUUCGACCCCGCGUACAUCUCGGCGUGCAAGUUCCGCCCCGGCGACCGCGUGUGCGGCGUGUACGUGGUGCGCAGCCGCAGCCGCAGCAAGGGGCGCGUGGUGCUGGAGGUGGCGCCGCCGGAGGGGUGGAAGGGCCCCGCGGUGGAGGGGGUGCUGGUCGUCGGGUUCGAUCUGGAGGUUGCGGCUGGGCGGGGGCGGAAGAGCGAGCGGGAGAAGGAGAGGGAGGGGCGUGGGCGGAGUUAUAGCAGCGAGGCGGUGGAGGGGGAUGUGAGGUUCGUGAAUGAGACGGUUAUGUGGCGGGAGAGGGACGGGGGGGUUAGUACGCCGUUGGAGGGACGGGUCGGCAGGUGGUUGCAUACGCUGAUGGUGAGGAAGUUGGUGGUUAAGGGGGUGCAGGCUGUGACGGGUGGGAGGUAGGCUGCCUAUAGGUUAGGUUCGGUAGCUCAAGGUAUCCAUCCUGAUGU